This is a messenger RNA of Fraxinus pennsylvanica, 1329 nucleotides long. The record is from the annotation of a GenBank genome assembly. NCBI's taxonomy places the organism in Eukaryota, Viridiplantae, Streptophyta, Magnoliopsida, Lamiales, Oleaceae.
AUGAAGAGUAAAGUUGAACUACUCGCCGGUGGGAAGGACAUUUUGUUCAAAAGCUUAUUCUUCCCAAUCUUGGUGUUAAUUCUUAUCACUUCUCUCUAUUUCUACUUGCCACACAAUUUAUCAUCCCUAAUGAGUGAUCUAGACAUGAGGUCAAAUGAUUCAGUGCCCCUCAACAUGAAAAGUACUACAGCCACACCCCUUCAUGCUUCCAGUAAUGAUUCAUUAUCAGUAAGUUCAGAACACAAAUGUAAUAUAUUCCAAGGAGAUUGGAUUCCAUUUCCAGAGGGACCCUAUUACACUAAUGAAACUAUAUGUGUUAUAGAUGAUAGACAGAACUGUAUGAAGUUCGGUAGACCAGAUUCCAACUUCAUGAAAUGGAGGUGGAAGCCAAGUGAAUGCGAGUUAACUCUCUUCGAUGCCAAGAGGUUCUUGGAACUAGUCAGAGGCAAGACAUUGGCUUUUGUUGGCGACUCCCUGGCAAGAAAUCAAAUGCAGUCCUUGGUAUGCCUCUUGGCUAGUGCAGCCAACCCUGUGGAUGUUUCCACCACGACAGACACAAGAUUCAGGCGGUGGCUCUAUACUGAGUACAACUUCACAAUAGCUGCAUUAUGGUCUCCUCACCUGGUUAGAACACAAUAUUAUGGUCCUGAGGGCAAUAAUGCAAAUAAUCUGAAGCUUUAUCUUGAUGAGGCUGAUGAAGCCUGGGCAGAGCAGACUGAAAAUGUUGAUAUUUUUAUAAUUUCAGCAUCACAAUGGUUUUUCCGACCAUUUAUAGGCUAUGAAAGAGGUCAAAUUGUUGGAUGCCACAUGUGCAGUGAGAGAAACAUCAGAAACUUUUCGACUUGCUACGGAUACAGAAUGGCUUUCCGGACAGCUUUCAAGACUUUUCUGAGCCUUAAAAACUAUAAUAACAAACUUGUGUUUCUAAGAACAUUCUCUCCAGCGCACUUUGAGAAUGGGGACUGGGACAAAGGAGGAAGUUGCGAGAGAACAAAACCGUUUAAAAAGCAGGAAAUGCAGUUAGAGAAGUAUAUCUUGGAUCUUUACAUGACUCAGGUGGACGAGUUUAAAGAAGUCAAAAAAGAAGGGGAAAAGAAGGGCUUGAGGUUUAGAUUGCUAGAUACUACUCGAGCCAUGGUUCUGAGGCCAGAUGGGCAUCCCAACCACUACGGGCACUGGCCACAAGAGAAUAAGACACUGGCGGACUGUGUCCACUGGUGUUUGCCAGGCCCUGUCGACACUUGGAAUGAAUUUUUACUACAUAUGUUGCAUAUGGAAGAGCCAACUUUGACUGGAAAAAAGCUAAAGAAAAAUGAUCGAGAAAAUUAG